AUAAAUUCUAACCUAUCUCUCUAUCAAAAUCAGAGCAAACGAUCAUUAUUGUUAAGUAGGUCUCUCCUCUGAUCGUCUUCUCCCUUCUCAUCUAAUCUCUUUAAUUCUCUUUCCGUCCUUUUGUUAAUCAAACAAUGACCACUGAGACCGGUGAAAUCAGCAUCGUAUGCAACCACUGUGACAGAGACAUUCCAGCGCUAAACAUCGAUCUGCAUCGUGUACAUUGCGCCCGGAACCUAGAGAAAUGUAAGAUUUGUGGUGAUAUGGUUCCUAAAAAGCAUGCUGAGGAACACUUCUUGAACACACAUGCACCGGUACCAUGCUCGAUGUGCAAAGAAACCAUAGACCGUGAGGUUUUUGAUAAUCAUAAAGGAGAAUUUUGCCCCAAGAGGAUUGUAACGUGUGAGUUCUGUGAGUUUCCUUUGCCUGCUGUUGAUCUUGCUGAGCAUCAGGAAGUAUGUGGCAACCGCACGGAGCUUUGUUAUCAAUGCAACAGCUAUGUUAGAUUGCGAGAAACAUAUAGCCAUCAAACCAAGUGCCCUGGUUCUGUUCUCAACAAUGUUGAAUCAUCCAGAAGGAUCCCAAGAGCAGCAGAAGGAGAUGGAAACGGCAGGAGGAGAAGAGAUGGGAACGGUUUUUCUAACAAAAGGCUUUUUUUCACUAUAGCAAUAACGGGAAUAGCUGUCUUGAUAGGAUCUUUCUUCUUCCAGAGGAAGCCUGAGGGGAGCUAAACAGAGACAUGGCUUGUGUGUAGUUCUGUAAAUUUCAAACUCAGGGUUUUUAUACUUUUUAAUCCUUACCGAGACAGAGAUGUUCAUCCGAAAAGAUUGUUUAAGCUGAGCACCAUGAGACUUUCUUUUGUAUUUGGUUUCAAUAAAAGGAGAUUUCAGGUUUAUUUUGGUUACAAAUUAAGAGGACGUAGGAUACGGCACUGUUUUG
Eruca vesicaria subsp. sativa (arugula) is the source of this 939-nucleotide messenger RNA. The record is from the annotation of a GenBank genome assembly. Lineage: Eukaryota; Viridiplantae; Streptophyta; Magnoliopsida; Brassicales; Brassicaceae.